AUGACAACCACCAUCGGCAUGUCAUACGAGGACCUUCGGCCGCAGGCUGUGCGGCCGAAGAAGUCCUUCUUCCAGAGGCUGAACGACACUCACGAUCAGCUCAUCUCGCAUAUGCGAUCGUUAAAGGAGGACCCAGUACUUUCAGUCAAGCAAGGGGAGCGCACGAGAGCAUCAUCGACGACUUCGCUCACAUCAACACCCGAGUCAGACCGUGAAAACUCCCAGGACGCCGCUCGCACUACUGAGAUCGACAACGAAGACCGGAUCUCAAGUGGCUUCUUGUCCCCACCACUCUCACCAGUUGAGGGCAGCUUCUUCCCUAUCCAGCAGUUCCUUCUGCCCAGGGACCGAAAGCCCAGCAAGGAGUUCAUUCAAGGCAUGCAAGGCUACGUACACUGGAAACAGGCUACUUACGAGUCGACCCUCAGCCUUCCCCUUUCUCCACCGGGAACGCCACAAACCUCGUACUCGUGGAGCUCCUCCAGGAGCACAAAGAGCGAGAUGUCUGACGAGCAAAUGGACGACUGGCUCGACCGCCCCAUGGACGCGGAAGUGCAUCGCUACCGCAAGGUUUCAGCCUCGUGGCUGGAGGGCUCGAAUGAGUCGAAAGAGGAUGAGAAGAUGAUCCACGUGAUCCAAGAGCAUCCCGAUGAGGACGAUAGCGCAGCACGGGAAGAGCGCCAGCACAUUUCCGCUAUGUGGCGAGAGACCUGGUGUAUGCAAGAUUCGAGAGAGGGCAGCUUUAUUGAAGAUUCACACAGCGAGGUUGCCCCAGAAGCGACAGAGGACGUUUCAGCAAAACAGAACGAGGAGAGUAACAUUCAGUCAAAGUUUCUUUCGCUACCAGACGAAAUUCUGCGUAGCGUCGCCCUUCACGUACCUCAAGAGCACGCUCAGCCAUUCCGUCUCAGCUGCAUGAAGCUCAACCAGCUUGUAACAGCAUCAUAG
Messenger RNA from Alternaria alternata, 948 nucleotides. RefSeq lists its product as hypothetical. The record is from RefSeq and is a predicted model, not a curated record. The transcript has a single exon. Bases 1 to 948 code for a protein of 315 amino acids. NCBI's taxonomy places the organism in Eukaryota, Fungi, Ascomycota, Dothideomycetes, Pleosporales, Pleosporaceae.